Messenger RNA from Penicillium longicatenatum, 486 nucleotides. RefSeq lists its product as uncharacterized. The transcript has 2 exons. The record is from RefSeq and is a predicted model, not a curated record. NCBI's taxonomy places the organism in Eukaryota, Fungi, Ascomycota, Eurotiomycetes, Eurotiales, Aspergillaceae. Bases 1 to 486 code for a protein of 161 amino acids.
AUGACUCUCCAAUUCCCAAUCUUCCCUCGGGAUUACUUCCAAACAAGCCCGGCAAAACAAUUUCUAUCUUCGAUGAACAGCCCGGGCAUUCUAAACCCCAAAUAUAUCGACCAGAUUUUCCAAGAGUUGAAGCCCAUCAAACCAGAUAACCUCAUGGGAGAAUGGGAUGGAUUCAUCUUAUCGACUGGUCACCCAUUUGAAAGUGAACUAAAGGAGCUCAAUUGGCUUGGUAAUGACUUCGAUUCCAAAGAUGAUGUGGCGCCUCUCAUCGUGGCGAAAAAUGGAGACCGAGUACGCUUUGAGAAUUGGGGUGGUGCUUCGCUAUGCGAGAUUAAGUAUCAAGGGAUCGUCUCCGCAGCUUUGAUUUACGAUGAGCGCCCGAUGAUGGUGCACUACAGAGCCGUCCGGUCGAACGUGGUAGCGGGUGUGAUGGAAAGUAAAAGAUUUGGACAGGCUGGGAAGGUUUAUUUCUACUUGAAGAAAUAA